Messenger RNA from Cornus florida, 2238 nucleotides. Its product is annotated as methylesterase 17-like. Gene Ontology annotation, molecular function: methyl salicylate esterase activity; methyl jasmonate esterase activity; methyl indole-3-acetate esterase activity. The transcript has 4 exons. Gene Ontology annotation, biological process: salicylic acid metabolic process; jasmonic acid metabolic process. Bases 1087 to 1998 code for a protein of 303 amino acids. The record is from RefSeq and is a predicted model, not a curated record. NCBI's taxonomy places the organism in Eukaryota, Viridiplantae, Streptophyta, Magnoliopsida, Cornales, Cornaceae.
CUACUGAAACUGACUUCUUCUUUCUCCACACAUUUUCUACCCCCACCAACUCACUUUUGACUUAUUCAGGUUCCUUUCUUCACUUACCCUCAUUUCUUUCUCUAUCCUCCAUUAUUCUUCUUCUCACAUCAUCUCACUUUCUGAUCCUUCACAUGCACCCACUUCAUACACAUUCUUUCUAAUCCUUCAGUUGCUGUGCGAUUUGGUGUUGAUGUGGGUUUCAGUGUGUGGCAGGUCGAUGGUAGCCGAAACAAGCUACCAGAGUUCCUUCGUAUCACCGAGAGACUUGCAAGGGCUUUAUCGAUGUUUUGUGUUGCCAGAAGUUGCAGAGGGUCAUCGUCGGAAGUUGCAGAGGGUCAUUGCCUGAAGUUGCAGAGGGUCGCGAUCUAUGCUUACAACAUAUUUGUUUGAAGAGACGAAGAAAUCCUAAUCAUCUACCACUACCAGUCAUUGUUGUCGGAAUCCCUCACAAGCUCCAUCAAUGGCCUCCUCACUAGCUCUCACCACCAGUCUCAUGAAACUCCUCCGCUCACGCCUCUCACCCCAUGUGGCCAGUUCCGAAGCCAACUCCGAUCUCACCACCGCCGUUGAUCACACAAAGCUUUGUUCCGGCAGAAAUCACCGGCAUCACUGUGGGCGAUCGCAGCCUUUGACUUCGGCUUUAUGCGGCGCCGAAGACUGAAGAAUAAAAAAAUAGAAUAAAAAAAUGAGAGCAUUAUUGGUAUUUUAUACCCAUGAAUUUCUUAUUUUUUAUAAUAAUUUAAUAAUUAAUGAUAAAUUAGUAAUUGUAUUUGUCACUCCAAAAGUUGUCUCCACGGUCUUAAAGGGUAUUUUAAUUGCUUUUAAUAGUUAAGGGGUGUAAUUUACUUUCAAAAAUAAUUUAGAGGGGCAUUUUGCAAUAAUUGUAUAGUUUAGGGUUUUUUUUUAAAUUUUGCUCUUUCUUCCUAAAAUUAUCAGAUUUCUUUACAGAUGGUUUUCGAGAAAUGAGCCAGACAGACUUGUUUUAUUUUUUUUUUGUCCUCUCUCUCUCUCUAUCUAUAUAUAUAUAUAUAUAUAGCUGAAGUUGUAGCAAGCGCCAGAGUGAAAAUGUCCCAAAGGGUUUUUACAUUUCCUUUCCUCUUCUUUCUUGUUCUUUUUGUCAUCUCCUUCUCUGUUUGGUACGGAAGUGAAUGGAGUGACGAUCAUGUUGAUUACCUAAGAGUCAUAAGUGAGGGAAGAAUUACGAAAAGAGUGAGAUGCCCAAUGCCACACUUUGUUCUAGUGCAUGGCUAUGGAGGCGGAGCUUGGCAAUGGUACAAAAUCAGGGCCCUCUUGGAGACAUACGGCUACAAAGUCACCUGUCUCGACCUCAAGAGUGCCGGUAUCGAUCGGUCCGAUGCUUGUGAAGUUCGUAGUUUUGAAGAGUAUAACAAGCCUCUCAUCAAUUUCAUGGCCAAUUUGAGUGAUCAUGAGAAGGUGAUAUUGGUAGGGCACAGUGCUGGAGGUCUGAGCGUGACGGACGCAAGUCGCAAGUUUGGUAAGAAAAUUGGGGUAGCAGUAUAUGUUGCAGGUACAAUGUUGGAGCAUGGGUUCAUGACAGAUCAAGACAAGAAGGAUGGAAUUCCAUAUUAUGCACUUAGCAACUUGAACAACUACAAAUGUGUUUCGGGACUUGAUCAGCCUUCAACCACCUUAAAGCAUAGUCGCUAUCAAAUCAAUGCUAAUAUAGGACCCCAAGAGGAGGAGGUAUUAGGUUUGAUGCUUCACCGGUCUGGACCACCAUUGAAGGCAAUAGUAGGAGCUCAAUUCGAAGGAGAUGGUGCAGAUGAUGUGCCACGUGUAUACAUCAUGACAAGGUAUGAUCAUGUUCUCAGACCGGCGCAGCAAGCCGCUAUGAUAAGGAAGUGGGCACCAUUGAAGACCUAUGUUGUGGAAAGCGGUCACGCCCCACUUUUCUCUGACCCUUUUGUGCUUUCUGGGUUGCUAGUCAAAGCUGCAAACUUCAUCGAAUGUAACUGAACUUGGGUCAGCAUAUAUACGAAUAUAUAGGUGUAUAUAUGUAUAAUGAAGAGGCUGGUUGAAAUCAGAUGGUUAGGGUCGUGAAGAGGCUGUCUUGGACUAGUUCCUAUGAUGAUGAGAAAAAGUUCUACUUGUAAAAUGGAGUAUGGUUUAAUCAGUUGAUAAAAUUGAACUAUUUGGCCAUACUAAAACAUAUGGAGUCUUAUUCUAUGAAAAUUGAAUCAGCUUAAUUUACUUUCA